Molecule: messenger RNA, 1431 nt
Organism: Cucumis melo (muskmelon)
Lineage: Eukaryota; Viridiplantae; Streptophyta; Magnoliopsida; Cucurbitales; Cucurbitaceae
Product: 5'-deoxynucleotidase hdd1
Exons: 9
Coding region: 282-1079 (265 amino acids)
Cellular component (GO): cytoplasm
Molecular function (GO): 5'-deoxynucleotidase activity
Source: RefSeq, a predicted model, not a curated record
CCAUUGAAAAAAAAGCCAAGAAAGGAGGGAAGAAAGAGAAAUUUCCGAGAAGAGAACGAACAUCGUAGUUAGCGGCACGUGCUUUGUUGUGGAACACAGCCAGCCCCUUUUUUACGGUGGCUCUCUUUCUUCUUGCGGCCAAGAGACACCCCAACACCAAGAACUCCGGACCCUAUUUCAUCGCUCUCUAAAUCCAUUCCCCAAACCCAUUUCUGCCGCUUUCUUGCUUCUCCUUCACAUUCUUCCCCAAAUUCUUCCACCCAUCUCCCUCUUCUUCACAAAUGGCUGUUAAUUCGCCGACCCAUCUCGCCCCUCCGCCACUUCCAUCACUGUCUCGUUCCUCUUUCGCUUUCGUUUCUCGCAUCUUCUUGCGCCCUGCAUCGCCCUCUGCUUUCCCCUGGCGAACCCUUGUCUCACUUCGUGCCCAGCCCCCCAAUACUGAUGGCUAUGCUUCCAAGCAGCCCCUCGGUCUUGAGAAUUCCGAACCUUCCUUCCGCUCCACUGGUUCGCCCUCGUCUUCUUCGGUUAUUGACUUCCUCACAUUGUGCCAUCGGCUUAAGACUACAAAGAGAAAGGGUUGGAUCAAUCAUGGAAUAAAUGGUCCCGAAUCAAUUGCUGAUCAUAUGUACCGCAUGGCUCUAAUGAGUUUGAUAGCGGGCGAUCUUCCAGGAGUGAACAGAGAAAGGUGUAUCAAGAUAGCUCUUGUUCAUGAUAUCGCUGAAGCUAUUGUUGGAGAUAUAACGCCAUCUGAUGGUGUGCCAAAAGAAGAAAAGAGCAGAAGAGAGUCGGCAGCUUUACAUGAAAUGUGCCAACUUCUUGGUGGAGGCAUGAGAGCCGAAGAGAUCAAAGAACUUUGGGCUGAGUAUGAAAACAAUUCUUCUUUGGAGGCUAAUCUUGUGAAGGACUUUGAUAAAGUUGAGUUGAUUCUUCAAGCAUUUGAAUAUGAAAUAGAACAUGGGAAGGUGCUGGAUGAGUUUUUCCAUUCAACAGCUGGAAAAUUUCAGACUGAGGUAGGAAAGAGUUGGGCAGCUGAAGUAUUGACCAGAAGAAAUUCUAGACUGACAAACAGCCAUAAUUGAUCUUGUUCUGCUCAAAAUUCAAAGCCAAGUUCAUUUGUCUAUGAGUUUUGGCAUUUAAGAAGUAAGCGGGAAAAUUUGUUUGCUCAAAUUCAAAACCCAAUGUGUCAAAAGCCAUAUUGAAUUUUGAAUCAAAGUGCAGCAAAAUUUAAAGGCCUACUGAGUGAAUGAGUUGGCAGAUUUGUAAUGAAUGGAAAGCAGACUCUCCGUUGGUUCCAUUUCUAAAAUGGAGAAUGAGUGCUGUCAGAUCUAUUUGUUUUGAAAUGAAGGGGAGGUUUCUCUUCAUUUCAGAUUUGUUAUACAGCUAAAUUGAUAAUUAACAUUUAUGUAAUAUUAUCAUUUUUUAACAUUUUUA